This is a messenger RNA of Panicum hallii, 1783 nucleotides long. RefSeq names its product acyl transferase 15-like. The record is from RefSeq and is a predicted model, not a curated record. NCBI's taxonomy places the organism in Eukaryota, Viridiplantae, Streptophyta, Magnoliopsida, Poales, Poaceae. Bases 277 to 1605 code for a protein of 442 amino acids. The transcript has a single exon.
CAAAAAAUCUCUCCACGUUCAUCGCUGCAUUGAGGAGGAGCUUCGCGUGGACCUUCUUCGUUCUCUUCGCUCGCGCCGCCGGGAACAAUGAUCAUUGAGUACUGUAUACACCUCGUGCGCGUCGCUUAUGGAACUAGUGCUCGAGCUGCUGUGCGCCGCACCUACCGGUGGCACUAGCCGCCUAUUUAGGCACCACACUGGCCACAGGCAGGAUGCGCACAGACAGGCCGUGUAUACAUCAAAGAGUAUCUGCUAGGAGCACGAAAUUAAUUAUUUAUGAGCUCGAUCACGGUGCUCAAAUCCUCGCCGGCGAUCGUCGUCCCGUCGGAGGCGGAGCCGGAAGCAGCGGUAGCACCGAAGGCCGGCGAGACCGUCGGCCUCUCCUCUUUCGACAAGCGCGCGGGUCCUUUCCCGGUCACGAUGCUCCUCGCGUACGACCGGCCGAUCCACGAGCCCGUCGAGACGAUCAAGCGGUCGCUGUCGCGGGCGCUCGCUCACUACCAACCCAUGGCCGGCCGCCUUAGCAACGGCGACGACGCAGGGAUCGUCUGCUCCGGGGAGGGCGUGCUCGUCGUGGGCGCACGGGCCAGCUGCGACCUGGAGGAACUCCUGGACGACCAGAAGGGCGGCGCAGCGCGGUUCGUCAAGGACCUCGCCCUCAGCUACGCCAGCGAGCCCUGCCGCGAGUCCGACCCCUUGCUGCUCGUGCAGGUGACCGAGUUCGCCUGCGGUGGGUUCGUACUCGGAGUGACGUGGAACCACGUGGCGGCAGAUGGCGCGGGGAUGGCGCAGUUCCUGCAGGCUGUCGGCGAGCUUGCGCGCGGGGUGUCCCCACCGUCCGUCUCCCCGGUACGGCACUGGGACGACUCCAUCCCGGGCCUCCCCGCACCGAUGGCCACGGCUCAGAAGCCUUCUUCGUCGGCGGCCAGUGGACCCCAGGACAUGGUCCGGCUCGACGUCACCAUCCCAUGGAGCCUCAUCAGCGACAUCAGAGCUGCCGGUGUCAGCGCCGGCGGCAAGCCCUGCACCGUGUUCGAGGCCGUCGCCGCGGUGCUCUGGAAGUGCCGCACCCGGGCGUCCCUGUCCGCCGUCGACCCCAGAUCUCCGGCGCCGCUCUUCUUCCCGUGCAAUCUGCGAGCCCUGGUCGGCGCUAGCGCCGGCUACUACGGGAACUGCACGGUCGUGCAGGUGGUUAGCGCGACGACCGGCGUGGUGGCAGAUAGCGCCAUAGGCGACCUGGUCGGUCUCAUCAGGCUCGCCAAAGAAAAGGUUCCGGACGUGCUGCGCCCAAGCUCCGAUGACGGCAACAGCAACGGCGGGGGCCGCGGACAAGAACAAGAAGAAGGCCCGCCGGUGCAGUUCACCAUGUACAAUGUCCUCGCGGUACUGAGCUGGCGAAACCUGGGCUUCGAAGCGGCGGACAUGGGCAGCGGUGGGGCGUCACGGGUGAUGUGGGACGCCGACCCCAUGGCGCCGGGCUGCGUCGCGUGCCCGCCGCGCAAGGGGAGGGACGAUGGGGUGAGCGUGUCUUCCAUCUGUGUGAAGCCGGAGCACGCCGACGCCUUUCUCGGCGAGCUUGCCAAGCUUACUGCAUCAAAUAAUUAACUAAUCAAGGAGCCAAUGAUGGGUGUGUGUUGUUCGUCGUAAACUUAAAAGCUUCGCCAUGAAAUCGCACGGAAAUAGUUGUACCCAAUGGCGGCCGUUGAUUAAAAUCUGGCGACUGCGCUACUGCUCAAGGUUCUUUAAUUUGAAAUAAUACCACAGAGUAAUUAUUCUUGUCGUA